Strongyloides ratti is the source of this 219-nucleotide messenger RNA. RefSeq lists its product as hypothetical. The transcript has a single exon. The coding region runs from base 1 to 219 and encodes 72 amino acids. Lineage: Eukaryota; Metazoa; Nematoda; Chromadorea; Rhabditida; Strongyloididae. The record is from RefSeq and is a predicted model, not a curated record.
AUGCAUUCAUCAACUGUUAUUCAAUCAAGUGGAUCUAUAUCAGAGGAGAUUAGAAAUGAAAUCGAUCGUUUUGAAUCUGUUCAUCCAUGUAUUUAUGCUAUUUAUGAUUUAUUAGAAUUUAUUCCUGAUCUCUCAACAAGAGCCCAACUAAGAGAUCAUAUGAUGACUCUAGAAGGUUCGUUUAUAAAAAAAAAAAAACUUUUAAAUAUAAAUAAAUAA